Molecule: messenger RNA, 1251 nt
Organism: Ilyonectria robusta
Lineage: Eukaryota; Fungi; Ascomycota; Sordariomycetes; Hypocreales; Nectriaceae
Exons: 4
Coding region: 1-876 (291 amino acids)
Cellular component (GO): cytosol
Molecular function (GO): oxidoreductase activity
Source: RefSeq, a predicted model, not a curated record
AUGUUCAACGGACAUUCGGUGAAGCUACACAGUGAGCCCUAUGAGGCCAUUUCUCCCCUUCGGCCCGAGUUGGCACAGACGGGAAAGACGGUCUUGGUCUGCGGCGGCUCUACCGGCAUCGGUCAUGCCAUUGCCAGAAACUUUUGUGAAGCUGGUGCAUCCAAGGUCGUCAUCCUAGGUCGCCGGUCCGAGGUUCUACAGGAAUCUGCUUCCAAACUUCACGAGGCUUACCCCAAUACUGAAGUUAUCGGCCAAACAUGCGACAUCUUCAACCGAGCGGAGGCGCAAGCCGUCUACGACAAGUUUGAAAAGGAUUUCAUCACUUUCGAUGUCCUCAUUUUGAAUGCAGUGCAUCAGCCGGAGCUUAAAACUAUUCUGGAUCAGGGUACUGACAGGCUCUGGCAAGACUUCGAGGCGAACGUACGAGCUCCGUUGUACUUGGUCGAGAGGUUUUACAAGCAACCCAACCACUCCGGACAAAAGUAUUGCGUAUAUGUCUCAACACAAGACAUUCAUUGUUGGGACAGCGCUCCCCAGAUGCCGGGGUACCAGCUGACCAAAAACUCGUUCACCUGUGUACUCCAACAAAUCGCACGCGACACUCCAUCGGAUGCGAUGCAAGUGCUCAGUUUCCAUCCUUCUAUUGUAUUCACAGAAGCGGCAGCGAAAGCAGGGUACACUAGGGACACUCUGCCUUGGACUGAUGAAAACUUACCUGGUCAAUUCGCUGUCUGGGCCGCAUCGUCGGAGGCUCGGUUUCUCCAUGGCCGCUUUGUUUGGUCAACCUGGGAUGUGAAUGACUUGGCUUCGAGCAAGAUCAAGGCUGAGCUUGAGGCAGACCCGUGGCUGCUGAAGGUCGGAGUGAAAGGUCUUUAGACAGUCGACCAACAAAUGCUAGCGAUCACAACUUGAGCUCGUUGGAAAAUCAAUCGCUUUGUCAUCUCCGUUCUCGCUCUUUGUUCUAAACGUGGCUUAAUUUAGCAGAGACUUUUCAACCCCUCAAUGGUUUGCCGUUCCUUGAGGCGAAUGAUUUGUAAUGCCCUCCACAUUCCGACCAGCUCGGCAGAUGAAGUCGGGACCACUAUUUCAAGCUACCCUAGAGUCACCGGCACUUUGGUCGGGAGUUGAGGCGGGGAUAAAUUGGCAGGACCAGUCUGGGAAACGAAUAUUAUGUGUAUAAAUUUUAGGAUAUGGUUGUCAAAUUAGAGGGAAUCUGAAAAGGGAGUAUGGUGUAAUUCCGUCGCGAUCUUG